Molecule: messenger RNA, 1424 nt
Organism: Phytophthora infestans T30-4
Lineage: Eukaryota; Oomycota; Peronosporomycetes; Peronosporales; Peronosporaceae
Exons: 7
Coding region: 30-1424 (464 amino acids)
Molecular function (GO): protein binding
Source: RefSeq, a predicted model, not a curated record
CAUCAGGAGAUCACGAGAGCGGCCGUAUCAUGGCGUCCAAGAGUCAACAGCGCCAGAUCCAGGUGCUGCUUACGCUGCAUGACGGUGAACGCUCGUUUGGAAUGUCUCUGGCUCAGAAAAGUCCAGCUCUUGGUCCCAAGUACACGGUGGUUUCCAGCGUCUUUGCCAACUCGCCUGCUGACCGCGCAGGUGUCCGCAAAGGAUACGUACUGCGGAGUAUCAACGACAAACCAGUUGGCGGUUUGACGGUUGCGCAGGUCGCUAAUCAUUUCCGCAACGUGGGGCAGGCUCGAAUUACACUGGAAGUUGUGGAGAGCACAGCGUCGCCUCGAACUUCGGCUUUUACAGCGGCAGCAACGUUCGGAGGUGCUACGACCCUGUCGAAUAGACCAGCGUUGCAGACUGAAGCGGGUUCUAACGCUCAGCGACCGAUUACCCCAGUGACGGGUUUUACUGCUGUGUCAUCAGGUAGGGCGAUAGCAGCUCCAGGAUCGGCAUUAGCAGUCCCGAGUCUUGCACCACCGAAGCAGCCAGCUCUGAGGCUUGUAGCGAAGCGUGCUGCAAAAUCGUUGGGAUUACAACCGCAGAGUGGGGUAUUUUCUUCUACGUCUGCAAGUGUCGCGAGUGCCGACGCGAAAACUGCGAGUGGGGGCAAUUCGAAGAGAAAAUCUGUGAAGCCGGUACUUCGUUUGGGACCAAAACCAAAGUCGGUGGCUUCUGAAAAAGCUGAAGAGAAGGUAGCCACAGCAUCCUCGGUAAAGACAGCCAACGCACCAGCAGCUGUUCAGUCUACUUCAUCAGCACCGGAGGUAGCCCAACCAAAAGCCACCACGAAGACUGGUAAGAAACGUCGGCGGCCGCAUCGCAAGAAUGCAGCACCAGCAAAUGGCACUACUAAUACAAGUAACAAGGGGAAGAGCAAGGCAAAGAAGGCAUCGAAGCACCAUCAGGAGAAGACUGAGAUGGAUACUUUUCUGGACGACGACGAAAUGCUCGACUUGUAUGCCUUUUCUUCGGACGCUGACGCAGAGCAGCCCCCAUCCCCAUCCGCGAAAGCUAAGCGCCGCACAGCAAAAGGCCGACGUCGAGGAGGUACCGACCGUCCUCGACACAGUCUCACUGUGGAUCGGCUGGUUGGAAUGGGCUUCACACAGGAAGACGCAGAGGCGAGCGUGAAAGAAAUUGGCGAUGACCCAGACGCCUGUAUGGUCUGGAUUAUAUCCAAGAUUGAGGAGAGACAAUUCACCGCGGACCUCAACCAAGCAUCAAUUCAAUCCGAACAGUCGAAACGUGACGAGGAGAAGCGAGUGAAGAAACUGGAGAAGGAGAUAUUAUCCAACGCGGAGAAGUUUAUGGCUCUCUUUCCAACAAAGCUUCCAGGUCGUACAUGCUGGAGCUUGCUGGACGUCUGGACACUGUGUUAG